Molecule: messenger RNA, 420 nt
Organism: Protopolystoma xenopodis
Lineage: Eukaryota; Metazoa; Platyhelminthes; Monogenea; Polystomatidea; Polystomatidae
Source: the annotation of a GenBank genome assembly
AUGUUAUCUGAGCAAACUGUGGACGUCUAUUUCUGGUUGAAUGCGGCAUCUCAAUUUGCUUAUCCGUCUGCCCAGCUCCCUGACUGCCAAUCCCCAAAGUUGCACUGGUUUAUUCGGAACGGACAUAACUCACUGACAGCGUCCUUGCUUGAUUGCCGAAACUACCCACCCCCCACUCUUCUCAUCGCGAUCCUUUUUCCUCCGGUUAGCGGUAGAUCCUUGAUCCAGGCUUCUCAUUUUCGCUGGUCUUGCUCUAUUAUUGUUUUAUCCGAGUAUGCUUACGCAAUUUUUCUCCCCAAGGAUGUCGAUGGCCUCCUUAAUCUUCAGCUUCCUUGUGGUGUCACCGAAUGGGGCCCUUCUUUCUGUUGCCUUCCAAUUGAUCUCGUGUCCAGUCUGCGCGAUGUGGUCCGCUAUUUCUGA